This is a messenger RNA of Colius striatus (speckled mousebird), 1729 nucleotides long. It is a transcript of the gene DECR2, whose product is annotated as 2,4-dienoyl-CoA reductase 2. NCBI's taxonomy places the organism in Eukaryota, Metazoa, Chordata, Aves, Coliiformes, Coliidae. Gene Ontology annotation, biological process: fatty acid catabolic process. The coding region runs from base 41 to 940 and encodes 299 amino acids. Gene Ontology annotation, molecular function: 2,4-dienoyl-CoA reductase (NADPH) activity. The record is from RefSeq and is a predicted model, not a curated record. The transcript is spliced from 9 exons.
UGGUGCCCCGCGCUGCCGCCGGGCCGGUGCCGCUGCCGCCAUGGCGGAGGCCGCAGGAGCCGCCCGGCCGCCGGCCGACGUGAGCAGCGAUGAGUGUCUGCGCGAGUACCGCCACCUCUUCAGCGCCGACAUCCUGGCGGGGCAGGUGGCCUUCAUCACCGGCGGCGGCUCGGGCAUCGGCUUCCGCAUCGCCGAGAUCUUCAUGAGACACGGCUGCCGGACGGUCAUCGCCAGCCGGAACCUGCAGCGUGUGUCAGAGGCCUCAAAGAAGCUGGAGGCAGCCACAGGGCAGCAGUGCCUGGCUCUGUCCAUGGAUGUCAGGCAGCCCCAGACCAUCGUGGCAGCGGUGGAGGCGGCGCUGAAGGAGUUUGAGCGGAUCGACAUCCUCGUUAACGGUGCUGCAGGAAACUUCCUGUGCCCAGCCAGUGCCCUGUCCUUCAAUGCCUUCAAGACAGUGAUAGAUAUCGACACCAUUGGCACCUUCAACACCUCCAAAGUCCUCUUUGAGAAGUAUUUCCGGGACCACGGCGGGGUCAUCGUUAACAUCACGGCCACCCUGAGCUACCGAGGGCAGGCCCUCCAGGUGCAUGCUGGCUCUGCUAAGGCUGCCAUAGAUGCCAUGACCCGUCACCUGGCGGUGGAGUGGGGGCCCAACAACGUCCGAGUGAACAGCUUGGCUCCGGGGCCCAUCGCAGGCACCGAGGGCUACCGGCGCCUGGGUGGGAAGUUUGCCGAGGAAGGGGAGCACUUGGCCGCCAUCCCCCUGCAGCGCGCGGGGAACAAGACGGAGAUCGCCCACAGCACCCUGUUCCUGGCCAGCCCCCUCUCCUCAUGUCUGGGCUGCAGGAGCAAACCAGAAUCAAUGAUGGACAGCCUGGGACUGACUGAUGGACAGAAACGUGACCUGACGCUGCUGCUGCCCUGGGACAUCUUGGGGUGACGUCCCCCAGAGCCAGGGAGGAAUCUGCCACCUCUGGUCAGUGACUAGGGGAGGGCACUGCUGGGCCUGUGGCCACCUGCAGUGGGCAGUGCCAGGGACAGCUCAGGGUGGGCAUUUGUGUCUCCCUCCAAGUCGCUCUCCCGGCCUUUCCCCAGCCCCAGGCAAGUGCCAGCCGUGGAUUUCCAUCCUCUCCCUCCCAGCUCCCCCAGCCUGGCUGGAGAGCUGCCCACGGCCCCCAGAAGCAGAGACCAGCCUCGUGCUGGGGCAGCAGCAGCUGGCAGCUCCUGAGGUGGGGACACAAGGACCAAGCUGGUGCUGGCAGGGGACACAGCCCAGUCCCCUCGAGGGGGUCCCCAGAGGCUGAUGUGGCUGCAGCUGGGGUGUCCCUCGCCCAGAGCAGUGGUGGUGUGAGGUCAGAGCCUGCUGGAGGUGGCUCUGGGCUGCUGUGGGCCCCAGCCCUGUGCCCUGGGAGCCUGUCUUGCACCCAUCUGUCUGUCCUGCCACUCUCAUGCUGUCUCCUCUCUUCACACACACGCUACAGCUGGGGGUAAGCUGAGGGCCAGCUGCAGCUCAGCCUUUGUGAGCAGGGUGCUGAGCUGCUGGAGCCACACGCAGCCCCGGUGCCAGCGCCUCGGGGUGCAGCAGCCUCCCGCUGCUGACAGCGGUCCUUAAGCUUACCCUGAAUCCCAUGAAGCCUCUUUUCCUGCCUGAUUGCAUUUCCUACUUGAUUGUAGACUCGCCAGGUAUUGCUCCUUCCUCCAGGCCAUGAAUAAAGAGCUUCCACCCUGA